AUGGCCGUUCCGUCAAUCCGUCUUGCCACUGGAGCAAAAAUGCCAAUCAUUGGUCUUGGCAUGUGGCUGUCUAAACCUGGAGAAGCAGCUAAUUCGGUACGCUAUGCGUUGAACAAUGGCUAUCGACUGAUUGACACGGCCGCAUGCUACUUCAAUGAGCAGGAUCUCGGGCAAGUUCUGGAUGAGGAAUACAUCAAGCAGGGAAAGUUGAAGAGGGAGGAUGUCUUCAUCACCACAAAAGUUAGACGAUUUUUCACGUUUUUUCCGCACCUUUAG
Gongylonema pulchrum is the source of this 276-nucleotide messenger RNA. The record is from the annotation of a GenBank genome assembly. NCBI's taxonomy places the organism in Eukaryota, Metazoa, Nematoda, Chromadorea, Rhabditida, Gongylonematidae.